CUCUGUCUCUCUCUGCGUUGCUCGCGCGCGCGCCUCUGUAUUUUCCCUUCCUUUCUCCCGCUUUUCUCGAUCGCCAAACAGAAGAAACAGAAGGGAAGGGGGGGGGGGGGGGGGGUGGGAGGAGCUGCUUGCUUUGUCUUCCGCGUUCCUAAAUCUUCCGCCCAUGUUGCCUUUCCCGGCAACAUUUUUAAGCCCUCCUGGAGUUUCCGUUUGCCUUUUGCUUCCUUCUUGCCAUUUCACGGCCGUUUCUUUGUUUGAUUUGUUGAUCUGGGACGAUUGAUGGAUUGGUGGGACUGAGGGAGGAGAAAUUACAUCUGGGUGGUGCAGCUAUGCAUAUAAGAGAGGGGAUUCGAGAGCGCGUGCAUAUUAAUUUGUUUCCAUUCUUCAUUUUUUCUUUUGUUUGAUUGCAUUGAGUCUGGCGUUGGUUUUGAUUGCUUACGGCCAUUAUGGAUUCUGAUACUUCGACGAGUUUGGUCAAAUGUUGUGAUUGUGGAUGCAGUUGUUCUUCAACCAUGAAUCAGUCCCUUCAAGGGAAUUGGUAUCGGUCCGUGAAGAGGAAAUUUGACGAGCUUGAGGAAGGAAUUAAUAGAUUAGUUAUUCCGGGGUUGGAUUUUCCACACAUUGCUCGAGUUGAAACUGAGAAUGAACGUGAUGCAUUGCGAGAGAUGGUCAGCAGCCAGCAACAAUCCAUACAGGAUCUAUCCCUGGAAUUGGAGGAGGAGAGGAAUGCCGCCUCCUCAGCUGCAAAUGAGGCCAUGUCAAUGAUUUUGAGGUUGCAGAGGGAGAAGGCUGAGAUUCAGAUGGAGGCCCGUCAAUUUAAGCGUUUUGCUGAGGAAAAGAUGGCCCAUGACCAACGGGAGCUCUCGGCUAUAGAGGAUUUGUUGUAUAAGAGAGAGCAGGCUAUUCAAUCUCUCUAUUGUGAGGUUCAGGCUUACAGGCAUAGGAUGCUUAGCUUCGGGCUUUCGGAGUUGGAGAUUGUUGACGAGGUCCGUGCCAUGACCCACGAUAAUGGUGUGGCUGUAAACCUUGAUUCCCACCUUGUAUUUCCACCCUAUAAUUAUCCUCCUCUCAAGUGCAAUUUGAAUGAAAACCAAGGCCAUAUCGAAGUAGACAAUGAUGUGGCCGAUGUUGAGAAAUAUGCAUUUGGUGAGACCCCCCUUUCUCGGGAUCAUUUAAAGGAUUUGGAAUACAGAAUCAACCAAUUGGAGAGAACUCCUAGACAAAUUCCACCAGAUGGCGGGGACUUUUCUGGUGCAAAGAAUGUGUUUGAAAAAGUUAUAGUUGGCCAAUCUCCUCGUCUGUCUCCACAUUUUCAGAAAGUCUCCACUGAGAGUUCAAAUUCUUUCUUUGCAACCGCAAAAGAAAUGGGCCCGUAUUUUGCCACUGAAUCACCAAGGUUAGGUGACAGUUUCCAAAAGAUGGAAUGCUCACAGACAGAAGACGACUCAAAGUUGAGAAAGGUGGAUAAUGCAUCAGAAGCAGCAGAUGACCUUAGUGACAGAGUAUACACAAUUGAUUCUGUUCACCAGGGAACACAUAAUGGUUUCUCAGAGAGUAAGCCUACUGUUGGGGCAUUUGAAGAUUACAUAGCUACUCCAACGGAGUCAUUCAACCAGGCAGAUGCAGGAGAUCCUGAGAUCACGAAAUUAUACAUGAGGGUUCAGGCACUUGAGGCUGAUAGAGAAUCAAUGAGGCAGGCAAUCAUCUCCAUGAGGACCGACAAAGCUCAACUUGUUUUGUUGAAGGAGAUAGCUCAAAAUUUGAGUAAAGAAAUGUCACCAGCAAAAAGAAUGCCUUUGAAGAAACAAUCUCUCUAUGGGAACUUUUCCUUCAUUUCAGUGUUUAAGUGGAUCGUAUCGUUUGUCUUCUGGAGAAGGAAAGCACGACGAAGCAAGUACAUCUUCGGGAUGUCAGCCAACAAUCCUGGCUUGUUAUUGCUUCUAGAUAAGGGUCCUCGAGUUGGGCAAUGGAGAUGUCUUUCACGUGUGCAAGUAUGAAACAUACACGUCCUUUUAUGAAGCCAGUGCUACAUUACCACCAUCUGCAUCCCAAUCACGCUACCACUUUUCGGGUUUUGCUUUUCCCGUUCUUGAUUCCUUGUUGCUAUAGACUUGGAUAUGCGUUCUUGAGGUGCAUGUUCUUCCAAUUCUUUUUUAUAGGAUUGAAUGUUUGCUGGUUGAUGACUAAAACAUUUGACACUGUAGAAGCAAGCAGCAAUGUAUUUGCACGCUUGCAAGAUCUGCUAGAAUGUCUCCUUUUGACACGUCCUGUCUGUAUAGUACUUGUUCACGCAUGAUUCUCCAUCAAAUAGGUUGUGCAUUGUUUUCUUCU
Diospyros lotus (date-plum) is the source of this 2331-nucleotide messenger RNA. Its product is annotated as myosin-binding protein 7. The transcript is spliced from 4 exons. The record is from RefSeq and is a predicted model, not a curated record. Lineage: Eukaryota; Viridiplantae; Streptophyta; Magnoliopsida; Ericales; Ebenaceae. Bases 447 to 1997 code for a protein of 516 amino acids.